GAGGCGCAGGCGGAGAGAGGAGACCACCGACCCGACCCCGGUCUGAUUAGCAAGGGGAAGCAAGCAAGAGGGAGGCGGCCGAGGAGGCUGGAGGCCUAGGGCCUAGGGGUAGUCCCGUACGGUCUCCUGCGGCUAAGGUCCGGCCGGCGACUGACUGCCCUUGCGUCGCCGUCGGCGAAUCGAUGGGCUACUGGUGGGAUCGCGUCGUGCUGCCGGUGCGGCGGGCCUGGCUGGGCGUCGCGUCCCGCUUCGGGGUUCGCCAAACAGGGCUGUGGAGGCUGCGGCAGGAGGUGAGCACGUGCGAGUACGAGGACGUGCACGUGAUGUGGGAGAUGCUGAGCCGCACCACGGCGCCGCCGCCCGCGCCCAGGCGGCCCAGCCGGUUCCGGCCGCAGCCGCGGCCGUGGGGCGACAGGUUCCGCCUCUGCCGGGGCUUCUAGUAGAUCAAGGCCGCCGCCGCGUCAGCUCCGCUGCUGUUGCUGCGGGAUAAUAGUGCUUCCGCUUUCUUUUCACUUUUCUUCUUCUUUGGUUUCCGCUGCUUGUAUCUAUGUAUCGUCGUCGAUCCCUCCGAGCUCUGAGAUGUACUUCCAUUCCUCCUCGUGUAUGCAUCUCGAUCCGCCGCGCCUGCAGUCUGCAGAUGAUGAUACCGGGGUAUGUGAAUGAACAGAGAUAUUUCGGUUGGGUUAUUGUUGUGUUCUUGUUUCUAUUACUAAACCACCUAGUUCUCCAUC
Sorghum bicolor (sorghum) is the source of this 731-nucleotide messenger RNA. RefSeq lists its product as uncharacterized. The record is from RefSeq and is a predicted model, not a curated record. NCBI's taxonomy places the organism in Eukaryota, Viridiplantae, Streptophyta, Magnoliopsida, Poales, Poaceae. The transcript has 2 exons. Bases 183 to 440 code for a protein of 85 amino acids.